AUGGCGGAAGAACACCGAUGCGAGACUCCGGAAGGUCACCGUCUCUGCGCCAACAACUGCGGCUUCUUCGGUAGCUCUGCCACCAUGAACCUCUGCUCCAAAUGCUACGGCGCGAUCAGUUUGAAGGAGCAGGAAGACGCGUCGACCAAAUCCAAAAUCGAAACCGCGCUUUCUUCCUCCGCGAAGACGCCGUUGUCCACGUCGCCUCCGGCGGUGGUUGAUGUCCUUAUCAAAGCUUCGUCUCAGCCUCUGCCUCAGCCUCCGGCUGAAGUCUUGGUCACGGUUCCAGUUCAGGUCGUUGUGGCAUCGAGUUCUGUAGCCUUAGGUUCGGCGCAACCGAACCGGUGCGCCUCGUGUCGGAAGCGCGUGGGAUUGACCGGGUUCAAGUGCAGGUGCGGAGUUACCUUUUGCGGGGCCCACAGGUAUCCGGAGAAGCACGCGUGCGUGUUCGACUUUAAGACGGUGGGGCGAGAGGAGAUUGCUCGGGCCAACCCCGUGAUCAAAGCGGAGAAGCUGCGGAGGAUAUGA
Messenger RNA from Sphenostylis stenocarpa, 528 nucleotides. The record is from the annotation of a GenBank genome assembly. Lineage: Eukaryota; Viridiplantae; Streptophyta; Magnoliopsida; Fabales; Fabaceae.